Messenger RNA from Argiope bruennichi, 1023 nucleotides. RefSeq lists its product as uncharacterized. Gene Ontology annotation, molecular function: nucleic acid binding. Lineage: Eukaryota; Metazoa; Arthropoda; Arachnida; Araneae; Araneidae. Bases 1 to 1023 code for a protein of 340 amino acids. The transcript has a single exon. The record is from RefSeq and is a predicted model, not a curated record. Gene Ontology annotation, biological process: DNA integration.
AUGCACGCUGGAGUGUUAACGACCUUAGCACAAUUAAGAGAAAAAUUCUGGAUUCCCAAGCGUUGGAGAGUUGUAAAGGCAAUUUUACGACAAUGUAUAAAAUACAAAAGGCUGACAGCUGGCAAAGUUAACCCAGAUCCAGCUCCUUUACCUCCUGACAGAAUACACAGAGUUGCAGCCUUUCAAAUAACUGGCGCAGAUCUGGCUGGUCCUCUUUCCUUACGUGGUGGGUGCAAAGCGUGGAUAGCUCUAUUCACGCGCGCAGUAUAUCGAGCAGUCCAUCUAGAACUGGUUUCAUCUCUCUCCACCGAAUCGUUUAUGCAAGCUUUGAGAAGAUUCUGGGCAAGAAGAGGAAGAGGUUCUACGCUAUAUACUGAUAAUGGUACGAACUUCGUAGGGGCAGCAAAUGCUUUGAAAUCUUUGGACUGGGAUUUUAUUCAAGCCGAAUGUUCUUUAAUGAAAAUAAAAUGGUUGCUUAGCCCUCCUUCCACCCCAUGGUACGGUGGAUUUUGGGAAAGGAUAUUUCGCACCAUUAAAGAACUCCUCCGAAAGUGUUUGGACAAAGCAUGCGUAACAUAUGAAGAGAUGUUGACUUUACUCUCCGAUUGUGAGGCUACAAUAAAUGAGCGACCAUUGACAUAUUUCUCAGACGAUCUGAAGGAGCUUAAACCUCUUACGCCUGCUCAUUUCAUCCAAGAUAUUAAAGAAAGAGAAACAUUUGAUUUGGAUCUGAUUGAUUCUCAGCAUAUAUUGAAACGAGUGCGUUAUCUUCACACCUUACGAUCAAAUUUACGCAAACGUUUCUACAAAGAAUACCUUGGAGAGUUAGUAAGAAGUCAGAAAGUAGCUUCAAGAAGAAAGAUGAUUUCUCCGGGAGAAAUCAUCAUAGUUGAAUCAAAGAACCCAAAUCGAAUGAAUUGGCCUUUGGCUCAAGUGAUCGAAUUGCUUCCAGGCAAGGACGGCGUGGAGCGUGUGGCUAAAUUACGACUAGCCAGUGGUGAGAUCAUACGACCGCUUCAAUGA